Molecule: messenger RNA, 3867 nt
Organism: Heterotrigona itama
Lineage: Eukaryota; Metazoa; Arthropoda; Insecta; Hymenoptera; Apidae
Source: the annotation of a GenBank genome assembly
AUGGUGGGUGGUGGUGAUUGCAAGGUCGCCACUGUGGAGGUGGAGGCAGCCGCUGCGGACAACACGGCGACGCUCCCGGUGACCAGACCUCUGAAUCCGCAAAACUCGUCGCCAAACGCGCAGGACAACGCCGAGAAGAACAACGCGGCGAACAAAGAGAUGGAGCUGAAGAACUGUCGCGUGCGUGAAGUUCAUCCGGAAGAACUGGCAAUGGAGGUGGAAACGGUGCCGUGUAUGGAGAACAACAACGUGAACAGAGCCGGCGGUGGUGCAAGACACGGUAGUAGAGUACAAAUAGUCCGAAAGACACGGACGUCGCUGUUCAUCAUCAUGAGUUUCAUCUACGCGAAACUGCUGGUGGUGGUGUGCAUCGCUUACGUGAUUAGCGAGGUGGUCACGCACAAGCUGCCUCUCUACUACUACGAGGGAUUCUUCACGUACCUGUACGGUGUCAGCAUCCUGUUCCUGUUGUACGUGUUCUGCUUCCUGCUGCAAGAAAGCGCCUGCUGCGCGAGGGGCAGCGACACGCCGCCGCCGCCCCCGAGGCCACCGAAACCACCCAAGGAGCCCAAAGAGAAGAACAAGAAGAAGGACAAGAAGGACAAGGAGCAGAAAACGUCGAAGAACAAGAAAGAGUACCAGGAUGCGGCCGACGUCGAAGCUGGCGUGGCCACUCGGGCUCUACGAAAGCGCAAGACCUCGCAAAACGAUCAGAGCCACGGGAGCUUCUUCCUCAGAAUCGGAGCGAUUGCUUUCGGCUUGGGCACGAUGGUCUACAAUGGCUUAGAAUUUGGCACCUUCUUCGAAGUGCCGCCCACGUCACCCUGCUACCAGAUCCUUCAGGGCGUGAAUCCGGUUCUGCAAAUGAUUUUCACGUUCAUGCAAAUGUACUUCAUCUUCAUGAACUCGAGGCUCAACAUUCACCGUUUCAAAGUGAUCGCUCGUUUCGGUUUGAUGCACGUGGUCGCUACCAAUCUCUGCGUCUGGAUUCGUACCCUGGUAUUGGAAAGCAUCAAGGAGAUCACGAAGCAUCAUCAGAAAAUGGGUCAAUUCGAGGCGGGCAUUCUUGAGAGUAUCAAACAGCACUCGAUGAGAAACGCGGGAGCCAUAUUGGGGACAGCGCCUCGAGACGUGGCUCUUUUGCGAGAGGCGCCAUUAACCGCCACGAGGUCAUCGACCGUUUCAACGUCGGUGGCAAGCACGAUAGCUGCCUCGUUGGGUCGAGUGAUGAGAACGACGGCAAGGGCGAUCGCGAGGGCUGUCACGACCCCAACGUCGACCACCACCACUGGCUGGAACCCUCCGACCUCAACGACUACUUCCACAUCAGCCCCCCAGCCCAGUUUGACUACGACCACUGCCAACACUUUGUCCACUCUCUUCACUACGCUCACGUCGAAAGCUACCACCGAGGAAAGGACCAGUCCGACUACACCCACUACGACCACUACGACCACCACCACCACCACCACCACACCCUCCACCACCUUCUCGUCUUUCUUCAUGGAACUCUUUGACGCGCCUCAAGCCGACAACAAGGAGGAGAUACACCAAAUCUUCGACGUGAACAAUCAGACGAAUAGCAGCGAAUACUGGAGCCCGAACUUCGGAGCGUACGCGGAGGCGUUAACAGACGAGGAGAUUGCGUCCAAUUCCUGCGGCCGAGUCAACAUCAUGGGGACUAUCGUGCAGGACGCAGAACCGUAUCUGUUCCCGUUUAUCAUCGAGUACAGCUUGAUCGGCGCCGCGGUGAUUUACGUCAUGUGGAAACACAUUGGACGACAUCCUCGUUGGCCGCACCAAGUGGAAGCGGACCUUGAGCGCCGCCUCGAGGCUAUGCUGUCUCGAAGAGCUGUCGCUUUGGCUCAUGCGGGUCACACAAGGGUGGACUGUGUAGGAGCGAGCAAAGGACUGUUCUUCGGCCUGUUGCUGCUGGUCGGCUCCCUCAUCUGCCUGAUCCUCUUCUUCGUGCUGAUCCAUCAUCCAGACUUCGGCCUGGUCGCCAUUUACCUAGCGGACGUCUCCCAUUGCGUGUUGAUGGUCCUGUCGAUCGUCGCCAUAAUCGUCGGGUUCAUACGGGUACAGAGCUUGAAGUUCAAAGCCGAAGAGCAGAGCGACCUCAACGACAUCCUCCUUCGCGUGUCCGGCUUCGGAUUGUUCGUGUACGCGGUGUUCAGCGUGAUCGCCGGCUCGUUGGCGGCGUUCACGCACGAGCCGAAUCUCCUUGUGAUGCUGACCGGUCUGCUGUCGGUCGCGCAGGUGAUCCUGCAGAUGCUGUUCAUCGCGGACGUGUCCCGCAGAAGGGUCCACCUGCCUGAGCACGAUCGUAGCAAGCCCGGCCGACAGGUCGUCACCUUCCUGCUUAUCUGCAACCUGACCAUGUGGGUCAUCUACACGUUCGAGUCGCAGAAAGUGAUGGCGAAUCCGGUGCAGCUCGAUUUCUACGGGUUCCUCGCCUGGGCCAUCGUGCAGAGGGUCACUCUGCCGCUCUGCAUCUUCCACAGGUUCCACAGCGCGGUCACGUUCGCGGAGAUAUGGAAGACCAGCUACAAGGCGCGUCUCGACUAGACGCAGCCUGCCGCUGGCUCGCACUGGUACCAAUGGCCCGGAGUGAUGGUCUCGUCGUUCGCAGACAGAAUCGGGAAUGAUUUGACGAAAUGAUGAAUGACGGGCGAGGCCGAGGUUGCUUAUCGACGACUCGAACAUUCCUGGCAAUUUUCAUGCGAAUUCGAGUCGAUCUCUCGAGCGUAGACGCUCGAGGACGAGGGGACGGAUUGUGUCAACAGGUAAGAAAGAGAGAGAGAGGGAGAGGGGGACUUCGCGCGGCUGAUCGAAGCCGGCCAAAUUGGACAUAUCUUGAUGGCUCGUUGAUGGAUCGCCGGAGAACUCGAGGCAGCCUCCGGCCUCUUUUUUUCAAAUCUCGGCAAAAAAGAAAAAGUAACAGGGAAUAAUAGGAGCGACAACGAAACACGUUGCUUUUACGAUCCUCGUCGUCGAGGAAAGAACUCGAGGGAACUCGAUCGACUCGAUUGGAAAAGUCGGGGGUCAAGGUGAAAAAAAAAAAGCGUCGAUGCUGCGCCCUCGCGAGGCAAACCGGGAAAACCCGCCGCGUUGGAUCGCGACGCGUCGUUUUAUUUUUUUACACGCGUUACGUACACGUUUUUAUCCUCGGUUAUCUUAGCUUGAAAGAAAAGAAGACAGAAAGAAAGAAAGAAACGCAGCCUCCUUGAUCAGGUAAAGUCAGAAACGAAAGAGCACACGGAUCAAGGGGAGAGAGAGGUCGAUCGACGACCGCCGGAGAAAAUGAAAAUAAAAACGGAAACUAAAAACGAAAACGAAAACGAAAAUUCCGAGUAGGGACAAAAGCAGAUGAUUAAACCGAUUUAUAAAGCACAAAAACUUCUAGAGAACAAAAACCGAACGAACACAGUGUACGUGCAAUGCCAUUCUCACGAAAUAGAGCCCAUUUCCUUUUCACACCGUGUUUCACACCUUUUACGAUCUCUAUAUACUGCCGUCAAAUUUUCUACUUUUAUAUAUAUUAUAUAUGUACCCUCGCCCCAUCGUGCAUCGAGAGCAUUUCAGAGAGUUCGCUUCGCUCUUCGACAAUCUCGGGAUCGUUCCCAGGAACGUCAUCGAUCGCCGAUCGCGAGUCUCGAGGUGUAUCGGAAAUCCAGUUCAAGAACUGUUCAAUAGCCAGUAGACGUUGUUACAAUCGCUGCGACCGGAGCGAACGAUCUUCUUAACGAGUCACCUCAUUAUCAGCGAAUCGAGUACAUUCUCCGUUAGCGUGGCCCACGGUAGUUUUUAGCUGAAUAGCCGUGUGAUCUCUUUCUCGCGAGAAAAGAAGAAACAAGUGGAAAAACA